Molecule: messenger RNA, 3963 nt
Organism: Cladophialophora carrionii CBS 160.54
Lineage: Eukaryota; Fungi; Ascomycota; Eurotiomycetes; Chaetothyriales; Herpotrichiellaceae
Exons: 3
Coding region: 1-3963 (1320 amino acids)
Source: RefSeq, a predicted model, not a curated record
AUGGAACCCUUGUCGGCCCUUGCUCUCUCCUGCAAUAUCCUCGACGUGGUAACAGCUGCUGGAAAGACCUGCUUCUUUCUUGUAGAAGUGCACAAGGCCGGCGCUUUCCCAAACCACGAUGAAUUGGUUUCAACCACGAAUCUUCUCGACAAGAGCGUCCAAGCUUUGACACAGCAACUUUCGAACGCACACGGUGUGAGCCAGACGUGCCAGGCGGACGACAAAGAGCUGCUUGACAUAUCGCAGAGAGCUCGAAAGCUGGCGUCUGAUUUACAGAAGAAGCUCGACGCUCUAAAGUUACAGACCACAGACUCCAGGAGCAAGCGCUUCGAAAAGGUGGUAAAGACUGUGCUGCAGAAGGGCAAAAUCUACGACCUUGAGCGGAGGUGGAAAGAGCUCCGCGAGGCUGUCGGAUUUGCCUUGACCGUACGCUCGACUAUUAAUUCAGAGAAGAACGCGACGAACACAAAUGACCGUUUUGUCGACGUGGCGCGACAGCUCACCCAAGGACUCUCCCACCUGAAUACCAUCAGUGCCGAGGUAAAACAUGAGAGCGUUAAGACUCGUCUUGCAAUAACUGAUGAAACUCAAUCAAUCCGCGCCAAGGUGGCCGCUGAGGCGGAGACAGGUCGACACCACACAAGUCACGAAGUCGCAAAAGGUCGGGCAGUAUCCAAGGCCGAGGCGCAAAGGACCAGGCAACACAUUACGAUUGAAUCUACCUCGAAUCGAGUGGAACUUCGCAACGCUCAUCGAUCGACCGUUGGACAGGUCGGUCGCCGCAUCGACCUCGCACACCAGAAAACGAGGUCUCAACUUCAAAAUAGGCUAGAGUCCAUGCGAAAGGUGGCUUUGGACGAGAAGACAAGGUUGCGGUUCAUCAACAGUUUCAAGAUUCCAGAACUGAAUGAGCGGCGGCACCAAAUAUCGGACGCUCACCCCCGCACGUAUGAAUGGAUCUUUGCGGAAAACCUGGAGACACAAUACCCGGCGACAACAGGCAUCAGGAGAUCCUGGGACAGCUUCACUGACUGGCUCUUGUCAUCGUCCCCGAUGUAUUGGAUUCACGGCAAAGCUGGGAGCGGGAAAUCCACGUUGAUGCAUUUCAUGUCCAAGCAUGAAAAGACUCAAAAACUGUUAGACAAGUGGGCGAGACCGCGGACAGCGAUCGUCCUGAGUUGGUACUUCUGGAACUCAGGGAGUCAGGCCCAGCGGAGUCUGAAGGGCGCUCUCUGUGCACUACUGUAUCAGCUCGUUUCUAUCCACCCUGAGAUUGCAACCGAAAUCCUGAGAAAAGAACCUCUUCUCGGUCGCCGAGAUACUGCAGCAGAUUGGUCCGAAGCGGACCUAAUCAACCUGGCCCCCAAGAUGUUCUCAACGUUUAAUGGGCACAUCGCCGUGUUCAUUGACGGACUUGACGAGUUUGACAGAGACGAGGACAUCAAGGCAUUAUUCGAUCUGCUGCACUCCCUUACCAAAACAUCUAGGGUCAAAAUCUGCUUCUCAAGUCGACCAGAACGACAAUUGGAGCUCGAGCUGGGCCACCUUCCACAGCUACGACUACAAGACAUGACCUCUCAUGAUAUGAAACAUUACAUCACCGAUAGGUUGCGGCCAGCAUUUCCACAUUGGAGCUCCAUAGAAAUCAACGACUUUGUUGAGAAAAUAGUGCACAAGGCCGACGGAGUAUUUUUGUGGGUAUAUCUCGUCACAAAGAACCUCCAACAAGGCUCACUACACUCAGACAGCUACGGUGUUCUGUUGGAACGGCUAGAAGUCCUGCCCGCGAAGAUGGAGGCCCUGUACGAGCAUAUGUGGCGAUCACUCAAUGGAGACGAACACUUGCCGACCUAUCGUAGACAAGCCGCACUCUUUUUCAGCUUUCACGCCCACUUCCCCCUGUCAUUGGUCGAUUUCGUACUCGCUACGGAUGAAGAUCUGUGCGGCAUGGCAUCCGAUAUGACGCAGGCUGAUAUUGUUACCAAUAAGCUCCACAAGGCAUGCGUCCAGAUGCAUUCCUUGUUGCAGACUCGGUGUGCAGGGCUUCUCGAAAUAGGGCCUCAGAAGGAGGCCACAACAAGAAUCCCGCGUUGGCUGUAUAGGGAAUGCGAAGCAGACUUUAACCUCUUGACAGCAAAAUUCGAGACAGACUCCAACGAUAUGGAUCAGACUGUCCGAUUGUCGAGGGCUCUCAAAAACCUAGGAACGGUGCGGUUCUUUCAUCGUACUGCAAGAGACUUUCUGCUCGAUAAACCUGCAGGGCAAGAGCUCAUGAAACAGCACUCCUUGUCCGGACAAGAUAUGGCUCAGAGACUGUUGAAGGCCCGUUUGGCAACGCGACUCUCUGGCAUUUAUCAUCCUGCGCAUUUUCAAGAAACUAAACACUGGCGCUGGUUCGAGAGAGUGGGCUGGCAUCAAAUGGUCAGUUUGAUAGGGGAUUUGGACAAAAGUGGUGCAGACGAACAAGUUGCGGAGUUCCAGUACAAGCUGUUACAGCUAAUCGACACUACAUACCGCCAGAAAUUGAUACCCAGAUGGCAUAAAUCCAUUGAUCCGGCCAGUCGGCGCAAUUGGUUCCUGGCGAUAGCCUACCCAUCCGAUCCGCUGGAUCUAUGGGGGGCUGUGAUGUCGAAUAUCUCGUCAAGCGCCCUUACUACAAGAAUACUACAAGACGGCCCUGGAGAUAAGGAGUUUGCAACAUACCUUCUCUAUGAGUUGUGUCGCAAGGAGGAGUAUAUGCAAGCAGACCUUCGAUCAGUACGAGUCUUGCUUGGCGCUGGUGCAAAUCCAAACGCGACCGAUAAAUUAAGUUCCAAGUCCGGCCGCAAGAACAGUCUAUGGCAUCGGUUUGUGAUACGCUUCAUGAAGCAAGCACGAGAGAAGCCUACCGAGUCAAUUGACCAAGCCAUGCAAGCGCAAGGUAUCGCGACAGUUAAAUGCUUUUUGCACCAUGGUGCCGAUCUGUUCGAGCGUGCAGUGGUCGUGAGGAGCCUGGACAUAACGAUCUGUACGGAGACUAUCCUCCAAAUUGGCUUGAAUCCCUCUUAUCCAUUCGCGGGUUUGCGUGCGGGAGAUAUCUUCUCCGCCGUGAACGGCGCAUACCUGCUACGCCGCUUAAGUUUGACGAUCCCAGAUGCCUGCAGAGAAGGAAAACUCGAAGAAUUCACAACACGGGGGGAUGUAGCGCCUUUGCGUCAAGAUUUGGCCAUAGCGGACCUCCACGGCAUGCUCUAUCGGCUGUCGUCGGAUGAUCCAGAUCCGCUCCAGGAAAUGAUUGCCACUAGGCGUAGUGGUAGACGGGACCGAGAGAGCAUAGUAUCGACACUUGCUCCACAAUUCUUUCACUCAGACCGACAAGUGCGGUUGUGUGUUCUGCUGGAAGAGCAGGCAUGUGCGCCGGAGGUGAAGACCAAGAUCGAGGAUGGGCAAAGCCGGAUCGACAGCUUGAAGUGGUCCUUUCGGUAUCAGGCGGCAAAGAGGGUAAGGACAAUGUUGCAUUUCUGCGUGGACGAGAUGGAUGAUUUAUUUUUCCCGGAUGCCGCUGGAAAGAUGCUCGCGCGCCUUUCGAACUUCCGAGACCGUUUCGGAUUGUUGGCUGAAUCUACUUUGGCCAAACACGAACUCGAGACAGUAGAAGAGUCGUUCUGGCCCAAAUUUUGCAAGGUGUAUGAUGAACAUUUGGGUAGACUCGAAAGCCAGGCCGACCGGAGUCCAGGCUCGUACUACCCCCUCACACGGCUCAACGCAGAGAUCCAUGACAUGGCCGAUAUGUUAAGGUCACAUGGAUUCAAGAAGCUAGGCUUCACAGGGACACAAUUCGCAUUGGACAAUGAAGGUCGCCGGAUACCUUUCUGUUCCAGGGGACCUCUCAGGGGAUUGAUCCUGCUUAGUCGUACGCAAGAAGAGCCUCCAGCGUCCUAUGACUCUUCGCAGGCCACAGAUCCCGAGCAAGGAAGAGUGUAA